Dovyalis caffra is the source of this 187-nucleotide messenger RNA. The record is from the annotation of a GenBank genome assembly. NCBI's taxonomy places the organism in Eukaryota, Viridiplantae, Streptophyta, Magnoliopsida, Malpighiales, Salicaceae.
AUGCCUGAUGAUGUGAUGAAUCUAUCAAUAAAUGGCCAGUCUCAGAUCCCUCCAGGCUUUAGAUUUCACCCAACAGAAGAGGAGCUUCUUCACUACUACCUCAGGAAGAAAGUUGCUUAUGAGAAGAUAGACCUUGAUGUGAUUCGUGAGGUUGAUCUUAAUAAGCUUGAGCCAUGGGAUAUCCAAG